CGCUUGCACAAUGUCCUUCGUGCAGACGGCUGGCCGGAUAGCUGUCGUUUUUUCCCUGUUGCGCUCGCUCUGUUCGUAUAUGAGCGAGCUGUCAGCCUCGUGACUAUGAAACAUAGAGAUUCGCCUUGCUCUAGCAGUUACUGGCUGCUUCGUAUUUCUACUCCUCGAUGUCGGGUGUUUUCACCAAGAAAAAUUUCGAUGAAGCGUGCGAUGCUUCGGAGGGUUCGCUUCCUCUAAAGCUGCAGCAGGUAGCGGAAGAAGAGUUUGGUGAGACGCUAGCGAAGAGACGCGAAGCCCUCAAUAAACUCAGACAGCUGCUGGAAGCCGAACCAGAUCUCAAUGCCAACAGGGACGAGGAGUUCCUGCUCCGGUUUCUGCGCGUCCGAAAGUACAACGUGGAGUCGGCUCUUCAAACCAUCAAAAACUACUACAGAAAUAAGGCUUCGAGCGACUCCCUCUACCGGGAUUUCCUGCCCUGCACUGUGCCAGCGGCGGCGAGACAGCUCGUCAUGAUACUGCCGGACAAAGACGUCUUCGGGCGGCCGGUAUUGCUCUUGAAACCAGGUUCAUGGAUGACCAAUGAAGUGUCCUACUUGGACCUUCAUAGGGCCGGCCUGUUUUGCUUGGAACAACUGGCUCGUGACCCAGCUGCACAAGUUCUAGGAAUAGUGCUACUGAUCGACUUUGGCGGAUUCACGGUAGACAAGCUUUUGUUCGCCAGCGUCAGUCUCCUGAGAAAGGGCCUGGAUUAUUUGCAGGACUGCAUGCCGGUGCGGUUGAAGGUAGCUCACAACGUUAAGCAGUCGUACGCUUUCGACGUGUUCCACGCUCUCGUCAGGCCAUUCAUCAAACAGAAGCUAGCCGAAAGGAUACGCCUACACGGGUACAAUUUCGAAAAUAUCCACAAGGAAAUCUCGCCCAUGGCAUUGCCCGAGGAGUACGGGGGUGGGCGACCUCCGUUGGAUCCAGAGGAGUGCUGGAAGGCCUUGGAUGCCGACAAGGAUUACUUCGAAGCCAGUAGUCGUUACGGAUAUGCCAUGAACGACGAAAACAAACUUCCCGCAGAACCCGAUUCCCCACUAGAACUCACUAGUUUGUGAAAAAAAAUGAAAACGUAUGAAUUACUGUGUGCGCGCAGACUGGAUACUCGGAAUUAUCACUGCACUCACUGAUUAAAUGGCAUUCUACGGCUGUGUAAGAGCUACGGGGAGAUCCGAAGAAUUAAUUACGGGAUAUAUGGACAUGUCAUGGCAAUUGUGCUAAUAGCACAGACACAAGCACAAAUAGUCUCUUGGGA
Molecule: messenger RNA, 1297 nt
Organism: Rhipicephalus microplus (southern cattle tick)
Lineage: Eukaryota; Metazoa; Arthropoda; Arachnida; Ixodida; Ixodidae
Product: clavesin-1
Cellular component (GO): membrane
Molecular function (GO): phosphatidylinositol bisphosphate binding
Source: RefSeq, a predicted model, not a curated record